CAACUCAAUGCACCAAACGGUGAACAAAUCCACGUUCUACUUGUUCACCGCAAAAGCCAAACGCUGAUUCGUAAACAUAAGAAGCCGUUUUAUCGGACUCUGUCUGUCCAUUUUCAUCAUUUCGUUAACAUUCUUGCGUCGGUGACGCUGUGUUUGCUUCUCCAUAGUUUCAGAAGAUCAUAUACCAAUUGAUUGUUUCAGAUAUGGAAGAACGGUGGAGAUUCAUCACUUGGUUGAAGCUACUACGCGUGCUUCUGGCGCUGCUCUCUCUGCUAUUCACCUUCACCAUGGAACCUGUUCGGUGUUCCACUCUCAACUCAGAAGGGUUGGCACUGCAAAAGAUGAAGGAGAAAGUGGUGAGAGAUCCAUUGGGAAGUUCAUGGAGUUGGAAUAGAGAAGUGGUUGAUCACUGUUCCUGGUUUGGAAUAGAAUGCUCCCAUGGCAGAGUUAUGACCUCCAUUUGAUAUGGUACACUUGUGAAGAGUUAUUCAUCUCGCAGGAACUUGAAAGAUCUGUGUUUUUGCUUUUGAACUUUGCUUUUUCCUUUUCCUUACAUAGCUUCUAUACACAGCAUAGAUUUUAUAUAUGACUGUUUUCUUUUCUUGCAAGUCUAAUAUAGUGAUGCUUGGGUGUCAUCAUCAUCAUCAUCAUCAUGAACUGUUGGGUACUUGAUGCAUCAGAUUAUGUUUAAAAUUGCCUGCUUGUGACAGGCACAUUGGUGAACAUGGAGAUACAUCAUCCAUAAGGAAACUUCUCCAAGCAGCAAAUGGUGUUGAUGAUGACAAAGAAACUCUUUCACCAUCACCAUCACCUUCACCUUUUCCCUCCACAUUAUCACCACUUUCAGAGCCUUUUUCACCAUCACAGAGUCUCUCAGAUUCUCCAGAAUUAUCGCCUUCACCUUCUCCAUCUCUCUCCGGUUUCUUUUCUCUCUUUCACCCUCACCUUCACCUGUGCCAGCACCAACUCCACACACAUCACCUCCACCAAAUCCACCUACGCUUCUGUCCACACCACCACACUCCAAUUGGGUUUCAAUGCCUUCUCCUGCUUCAUCUGCAAACACUUCAAACACAAACCAACACGCUGUCAUUAUAUGGUCCACACUUGGCGGCUUCUCCUUCAUUUUGGUGUCACUCGUUGUUUUUCUUUGCUUCAGAAGCAACAAGGUUGUCACUGUAAAACCUUGGGCCACAGGGUUGAGUGGCCAGCUUCAGAAAGCCUUUUUAACAGGUGUUCCUAGUCUGAAAAGAACAGAACUUGAAGUAGCUUGUGAGUAUUUCAGCAACAUUAUUGGUUCACUGCCUGAUGGGACUGUUUAUAAGGGGACUCUCUCCAGUGGAGUUGAGAUAGCUGUAGUAUCCUCUGCAGUGACUUCAUCCCAUAACUGGUCCAAAAAUCUGGAAACUCAAUUCCGAAAGAAGAUAGCAAUGUUGUCAAGAGUUAACCACAAAAAUUUUGUGAAUCUAAUUGGAUAUUGUGAAGAGAAUAAGCCAUUCACAAGGAUGAUGGUUUUUGAGUAUGCUCCAAAUGGAACUCUAUUUGAGCAUCUACACAUUCGAGAAGCAGAAAGACUAGACUGGGGAAUGAGAAUAAGGAUAGCUAUGGGAAUAGCUUAUUGUCUGGAGCACAUGCAUGAGCUGACACCACCCAUUGCCUAUAGAAACAUACUAUCUUCCUCUGUAUAUCUGACUGAAGAUUAUGCUGCUAAAUUAUCAGACUUUAGUUUCUGGACUGACAUAGUCUCUACAAAGAAGGGUUCUGAAUCUGCACAGCUCUUAGAAACAGCUCCAGAAUAUGUCAAGGCCAAUGUUUACAGCUUUGGAGUACUAUUGUUUGAAUUGAUUACAGGAAGAAUUCCCUUCGCAGUGGAGAAUGGUUUAUUUGAAGAUUGGGCAGCAGAAUAUAUAAAGGGACAACCCUUGAGAGACAUGGUGGAUUCAAACCUGAACUCUUUGCAAGCAAAUGAAAUCGAGAAAUGGGAAGAAGUGAUUAACAUCUGUGUAGAUCCUGAUCCAGAAAAAAGACCAACCAUGAGGGAGGUUACUUCUAAGUUGAAGGAAAUCACCACCAUAGGACCUGACGGAGCAACUCCAAAAGCAUCACCUCUUUGGUGGGCAGAAAUAGAAAUUAUGUCCCCUGACUUAAGUUCAGACGUGAAUCCAUAACUCAAAAUGAAAACUAUGUCUUUCAGGGAUAAUAAUCUGAACAACAACUCUGAAUUUGGAGUUUGAUGCCAUUUUUUAAUUUUUAUUUUCGCAGUUAUGUUUUAGAUUCUUGUUCUUUUGAAGCUAACUGAAGUAGGAUGAACAGAAGAAACAACUUUUGUCUCAGUAGAACAAUUUGAUUUUGUAGCUAGUUAAGGAAUGAAUUUGUUUUUAUGCUUGUAUAGA
This is a messenger RNA of Vigna unguiculata (cowpea), 2393 nucleotides long. Its product is annotated as Protein kinase superfamily protein. Gene Ontology annotation, biological process: protein phosphorylation. NCBI's taxonomy places the organism in Eukaryota, Viridiplantae, Streptophyta, Magnoliopsida, Fabales, Fabaceae. Gene Ontology annotation, molecular function: protein kinase activity; ATP binding. The record is from RefSeq and is a predicted model, not a curated record.